Ochotona curzoniae (black-lipped pika) is the source of this 2351-nucleotide messenger RNA. It is a transcript of the gene BRD7, whose product is annotated as bromodomain containing 7. The coding region runs from base 219 to 2177 and encodes 652 amino acids. Gene Ontology annotation, biological process: regulation of transcription by RNA polymerase II. NCBI's taxonomy places the organism in Eukaryota, Metazoa, Chordata, Mammalia, Lagomorpha, Ochotonidae. The record is from RefSeq and is a predicted model, not a curated record. The transcript is spliced from 17 exons. Gene Ontology annotation, cellular component: nucleus.
CGCUGGCUUCCCCGCCGCCGCUCUCGGGCCUCGGCCGGGUCUCGCGUGCCUUGUUCUCAAAGAGGGCCUCGCGCCGGGCGGCGCGCGCCGUCCCCCUGCCUCGCGGCGCGGGGUCUCGCGGGCCCCGCUCCCGCCCUCCGCUCGCCUGGCCCGGACCGGAAGCGGCGCCGCACGGCCUGGGCCUGGCGCGGGGGGCGGGCACCGGGGCCCGGUCGGAGAUGGGCAAGAAGCACAAGAAGCACAAGUCGGACAAACACCUCUACGAGGAAUAUGUGGAGAAACCUCUGAAGCUGGUCCUCAAAGUGGGAGGGAACGAAGUCACCGAGCUCUCCACCGGUAGCUCCGGGCACGACUCCAGCCUCUUCGAAGACAAAAGUGAUCAUGACAAACACAAGGACAGGAAGCGGAAAAAGAGGAAGAAGGGAGAGAAACAGGUUCCCGGGGAAGAGAAGGGAAGCAAACGGAGACGGGUCAAGGAAGAUAAAAAGAAGCGAGAUCGAGAUCGUGUGGAGACUGAGGUGGAGAAAGACCUCCAGUGCCACACCCCUGGGAGGUUAGAGCUGCCGCCUGAGAAGCCGCUCGUGAGCUCCUUAGCCAAGCAGGAAGAAGUAGAACAGACACCUCUUCAAGAAGCUUUGAAUCAACUGAUGAGACAAUUGCAGAGAAAAGACCCAAGUGCUUUCUUUUCAUUUCCUGUGACUGAUUUUAUUGCUCCCGGCUACUCCAUGAUCAUUAAACACCCCAUGGAUUUUAGUACAAUGAAAGAAAAGAUCAAGAACAAUGACUACCAGUCCAUAGAAGAACUGAAGGAUAACUUCAAACUGAUGUGUACUAAUGCCAUGAUUUAUAACAAGCCAGAGACCAUUUAUUAUAAAGCUGCAAAGAAGCUAUUACACUCAGGGAUGAAAAUUCUUAGUCAGGAAAGAAUUCAAAGUCUGAAACAAAGCAUAGAGUUCAUGGCAGACUUGCAAAAAACUCGAAAGCAAAAAGAAAGAACGGACACAUCGCAGGGUGGAGAAGACAGCGGCUGCUGGCCUCGUGAGAGUGAAGAUGGUGGAGAGGCCGAAACACAAGCCUUCAGAAGCCCCAAUAAGGACAAUAAAAAGAAAGACAAAGAUACACUUGAAGACAAAUUUAAAAACAGCACUUUAGAAAGAGAGCAGGAACAGAUUGAGCGCAUCGUUAAGGAGUCAGGAGGAAAGCUGACGAGGCGGCUGGCCAACAGUCAGUGUGAAUUUGAAAGAAGGAAACCAGAUGGAACAACUACGUUGGGACUUCUCCAUCCUGUGGAUCCCAUUGUUGGAGAACCAGGCUACUGCCCUGUACGAUUGGGAAUGACAACUGGAAGACUUCAGUCCGGAGUGAAUACCUUGCAGGGCUUCAAAGAAGAUAAAAGGAACAAAGUUACUCCAGUGCUGUACUUGAAUUAUGGACCCUACAGUUCUUACGCUCCACAUUAUGACUCUACAUUUGCAAACAUCAGCAAGGAUGACUCCGACUUAAUCUAUUCAACUUACGGAGAAGACCCUGAGCUCCCAAGCGACUUCAGCAUCCAUGAAUUUUUGGCCACAUGCCAAGAUUAUCCGUACGUGAUGGCAGAUAGUUUACUGGAUGUUUUAACAAAAGGAGGGCAUUCCAGAACCUUACAGGAGUUGGAGACGUCAUCUCCUGAAGAUGAAAGUCAGACCGAGACACUUGACACAGCCAAAGAAGUGGAGCAGAUCACAGAAGUCGAGCCAGCAGGGCGCUUGGACUCCAGCUCUCAGGACAGGCUCACCGCACUGAAAGCAGUAACCAGCUUUGGCGCGCCACUGCAAGUCUUUGACUCGGAAGAGGCUGAAGUGUUCCAGAGGAAACUUGACGAGACCACCAAACUGCUCCGGGAGCUUCAGGAAGCCCAGAACGAACGGCUGAGCACCCGGCCUCCCCCCAACAUGAUCUGUCUGCUGGGUCCCUCAUACAGAGAGAUGCAUCUAGCUGAACAAGUGACCAAUAAUCUUAAAGAACUUGCACAGCAAGUAACUCCAGGUGAUAUUGUAAGCACAUAUGGAGUUCGAAAAGCAAUGGGGAUUUCGAUUCCUGCCCCCAUCGGAGAAGCCAGCUUUGUAGAUUUAACAGCAGAUGUUGAAGACCCUUCAAAGAUGGACAGUGCUGAGUGUGGACCUGCUGGGAUUUGAAGCUAACUGGUAUUUGAUUAUAUAUUAUGUACAUAUUUUUUUCAUUCUGAACUUGGAAAUGCUUUUCAGGAGAUAUUAAAAUAUUUGUAAAUUGUGUUUUUAAUUAAACUUCGGAACAAUUUUAGUGUUCCAGAGGUUGGACUUGUCUUAGGCAAUAAAGCUAAAGCUGGUACU